UAGACUCCUUGCUUUUGAGACUCGUCGUCCGUCGCUCCGUUCCAUUUGUUCGGCUCGUUCACAUCGCCGACUGGUCUCGUCGACGGCGAAUUCUCUCCUCCGUAUCGAUCGGCACCGAAAUUUCAAUCCCCACGUGACUUCAGGAUUCUAAUGGCUUACACUGCGGAAUGGGAAAUCCUCAAUUGGUUCGAUUCAGAUUUCCGGGGUUUCAGUUUCACGGAUCGUAACUCUGUAACUCAAGUGAACUGAAGUAUCAUAUUUGGUCUCCAUACCCAUAGUUGGCUGGAUACUCUCUGUAGAAGAUUCCUCAUAAAUGGACGCAAAGGCUCUCGCAAAAUCAAAGAGAGCUCACUCUCUGCACCACAGCAAGAAAUCACACUCAGGUCAUAAACCGAAAGUUCAGCCAGAAAGCUCAGAGAAUGUCAGAAACCUGAAGAAGCAGCAAGGAAAUCAAGCUGCAGCUGAGAACGCUAAGAAUCCGGUUCAAUCUAGACGACAACCUGCUCUCCCAUCGAAUUGGGAUCGGUAUGAUGAGGAUCUCGAUUUGGAUAUGGACAGUACAUCAGGGAAUUUAUCAGUGGACCAAACCAUUGAUGCUAUUAUACCAAAAAGCAAAGGAGCAGAUUAUCGUCACUUGAUAGCCGAAGCUGAAGCGGAGUCCCAGUCAAAGAUAAACAUCGUUUCAGAUAGUUUAUGUUCACUAGACGAUGUUUUGCACGACGAAUUUAGUCGGUUAGUUGGAUCAAUGCUCUCGGCUAAAGGAGAGGGCAUCCUUUCGUGGAUUGAAGAUGACAAUUUCAUUGUCGAAGAUGGAUCAGCUUCAAGUCAUGAGCCAGCAUUCCUCUCCCUGAAUUUAAAUGCUCUUGCUGAGAAAUUGGAGAAGGUGGAAUUGCAUGAGGCUCUUUAUGUCGAAGCUGAUAUAUUCCUGACUGAGCCGUUGAAUGGCGACCAGGGACAGAGGCAGUCGCAGACAAUACAGGAAGCACAAGCUGCCUCCAUGGUCCAACCAGAUUUCAGUGGAAAGGAAAAGCUUGAAUGGCUCGAACCCAUUGUUCCUCGAAGCGAUCUUGAGUAUGAUACGGAUAGUCAAGUCAAGGAUAUACCAAUAAUCACUGGCCGGACAGAGAAACCAUCGAACACUUUGGAAGAUGUAAAAUCUCCGGCAUUCGAAGCUGAACUCGAUAUGCUUCUCGACUCCUUUGCGGAGAAUGGCGUUCAAGAAUCACACAAUAAGCCUCGCCCAGUUCGAAACUCAACGUUCCACACAGGAUCUUCCGACAAUGCUUCUGAAAAGUCUUCAGCUUUUCAAUGGACAUCAGCAGAAUCAGAACUGGAUACGCUUCUGAACGCAUCACCUGCGUCCGGUCUUCAAGAAUCCGAUGAUAAGCCAAACCCAGUUCGAGAUUUGACGAAAGAGACAAAUCCAUCUGAUAAAAUGCUUCAAGCCGCAAGGUUUGAUGAAGUUCUUGAUGACUUACUGGGACAGACUUCAGACACGUUGAAACCACAGCAGAACCAGACCGCUUCUUCUUCGUCGGUUGGAAGAUCCAAGGUUUUGGACGAGUUUGAUUCUUGGUUAGACACUAUUUGAUCUGCUGUUGUUACAGAUGUUUCGAUGUUUUAACAGAUCAGAAGAAAAAAAAAACAUGUUUUUUGUAAAAUUUUUGCCUCUUGUUCUGUGUCAAGUUUGACAAGUUAAAUUGCAUUUCAAGAAUCA
Tarenaya hassleriana is the source of this 1717-nucleotide messenger RNA. RefSeq lists its product as uncharacterized. The transcript is spliced from 7 exons. NCBI's taxonomy places the organism in Eukaryota, Viridiplantae, Streptophyta, Magnoliopsida, Brassicales, Cleomaceae. The record is from RefSeq and is a predicted model, not a curated record. Bases 314 to 1591 code for a protein of 425 amino acids.